Eucalyptus grandis is the source of this 1382-nucleotide messenger RNA. RefSeq names its product carbonic anhydrase 2. NCBI's taxonomy places the organism in Eukaryota, Viridiplantae, Streptophyta, Magnoliopsida, Myrtales, Myrtaceae. Bases 331 to 1170 code for a protein of 279 amino acids. The transcript is spliced from 10 exons. Gene Ontology annotation, biological process: carbon utilization. The record is from RefSeq and is a predicted model, not a curated record. Gene Ontology annotation, molecular function: zinc ion binding; carbonate dehydratase activity.
GACCGCGACACAACUUCACGGCACAACAUCCGUCGCAUUACCAAAGGGAGAAAAGGCAGAGAGAUAAAGGAAGGAAAUUCGGGAAUUGGACCCCCUCCUGCUUCUCCUCUCCUUCAUACCUACUGCCUAAUACUCCCUCUCUCUGUCUCUGUCUCUCUCUCUCUCUCUUCUUUAUUGUAUUCCUUCGUCUUGUCUUCAGAUCGCCAUCCCCACACCACUGAAGAAAGUCUUAUCUCCCAUUAUUCCAUCUCCUUUUCACACUCCUCUGAGGCCCAUCCGCAGUUUAUAUUCCACGCUACGUAUAAGGGAGGGAAGGAUUGGGCGCAAAGCAUGGCCGGAAAAUUCAGCAAGUGCAUGUUGCCAUGCUGUACAAAGGACUGUUUCCCGGAGGAGGACAUGGCUAACGACAAGUACGAGGAGGCCAUCGCAGAGCUGUCGAAAAUUCUCAGCGACAAGUGCGAGCUCCAGGGCCCCGCCGCCGCGAAGAUCAAGCAGAUAACGGCGGAGCUGGUGGCUACCAGCAACGGCAACGGGUUCGACCCGCUCGAGAGGAUCAAGUCCGGGUUCGUUCGCUUCAAGAAAGAGAAAUUCGAGAAGAAUCCUGCUUUGUAUGGCACUCUUGCAAAGGGACAGAGUCCUAAGUUCCUGGUGUUUGCGUGCUCGGACUCGAGGGUGUGCCCGUCGCAUAUCCUCGACUUCCAACCGGGAGAAGCAUUCAUGGUGCGAAACAUCGCCAACAUGGUACCUCCAUACGACCAGAAUAAGUACUCCGGAGUGGGGGCGGCCAUUGAAUAUGCGGUCCUGCAUCUGAGGGUGGAGAACAUUGUGGUGAUCGGACACAGCUGCUGUGGAGGAAUAAGGGGCCUCAUGUCCAUCCCAGACGAUGGAGCCACUGCUAGUGAGUUCAUCGAACAUUGGGUUAAGAUAUGCUCGCCCGCCAAGACCAAGGUGAAAUCGGAUCACAGCAAAUUGACCUUCGCGGAGCAAUGCGGACACUGUGAGAAGGAGGCAGUGAACGUGUCGUUAGGCAAUCUUCUGACCUAUCCUUUCGUGAGAGAGGCCGCAGUGAAGAAAACCAUCGCGGUGAAGGGAGCGCAUUAUGACUUUGUCAAGGGAACGUUCGAGCUCUGGGAUCUCGACUUCAAACUCUCGCCGGCUCUCUCUGCAUGAGCAGAAGAAGAAGAGAUGGAUCGAUAGGUCUACAUGUGUAAUCUCCGUAUACCUCUAUCUGGUCCUCGUUUCUGUAAGUUUUCUCUUUGGUGUGGACGCUGUAUAUGUCCUCGAGUUGACGAAUAAAACACAUCUUCAUGUAGACGCUAAAUUGACGUUUUUCUUGAAUCAAUCAAGGCUCGAAACGAUGAGCCAGAGGUAUUUCAUGAAAA